CAUAACUUGUGCAUUUUGUUGAAUCGUGGAUACUGGAGCAGCUCGUCAACUGCGACAUGGUCAACCUGGACGGUAAAUUGACUGCGCCAGCGACGAAGAAGAGUCGUCGAUGAAAAUGACUACUAUUUACCUAUUGCGAGAAGAGAUCUGAAGUGUUAACUCACUUAGCGUCUAUUCGGAGAUGAGCCAGGAUAAGCCAGCCUUUUCGGACCAGUCACCGCACGAGAAUGGCGGCGGCGGCAGUGUGCCGGGGUCCGCGACUUCCUACGACAGGGGGAAGCGCUCUGUCGUCAGUCUCACUGGUGGCGACCGGGACAAUCUCAAUGACAGCGGCGCGAAGGCGACGCCGGAGUCUGAUCAACCUCCACCGUACAACAGCAUCAGGCACAAGGUCAGUGCCUAUUCCAUCGAGUACGAUCCCUACUUACGGCGUACCGUCGAACAGCCUAUCUCGUACCUGGCGGCACUGGUGCACAUGUUCAAAGGCAGCUUAGGCACGGGCAUCAUGGCGGUGCCGAACGCUUUCAUGCACUCUGGGUACAUCAUGGGCGUGAUCGGCACGCUUUUUGUCGGCGUGAUGUGCACCUACUCGAUGCACAUGCUGGUGCGGGCGCGUUACGAGCUGAGCAAGCGGCGUCGCGAGCCCAGCCUCACCUACCAGGAGACGGCCGUGGCGGCGCUGGAGGACGGCCCGCGCUGCCUGCGGCCCAUGGCCUCCUACGCCGGGCAUAUUGUGAACGUCUUCAUGUUAGUCUUUCAACUGGGAAGCUGCUGCGUGUACGUGGUAUUCAUCAGCAGCAAUAUAAAGGCAGUUGUGGAUGAGUACUACAGUGGGCUGGACCUGAGGAUCUACAUGUUGAUUUUGUUGCUGCCACUCAUACUGAUAAACAUGGUGCGCAACCUGAAGCUCCUGGCUCCAUUCACAACGCUGGCCAGCCUCCUGACCAUAGCAGGAUUCGGUAUCACCUUCUACUACCUGGUGAUCGACUCGCCUACACUCGACGACAAAGUGCCUUUUGGAACGCUCGAAGAAUUUCCUCUCUUCCUCGGAACGGUGCUUUUCUCACUAGAGGCGAUUGGUGUUAUUCUACCACUGGAGGACAGCAUGAAAACACCGAAGAGAUUCCGUGAGCCGCUUGGAGUACUUAACAUAGCCAUGGUUCUCGUCGUCUCUCUGUUCACGGUAACCGGAUUCCUUGGGUACAUGAAGUAUGGGGAUGAGACGAAAGGAAGUAUAACGCUCAGCCUGCCCAACAAAGAAAAACUUGCACAAUCUGCCAAAUUAAUGUUGGCUAUUGCAAUUUUUGUAAGCCACAGUCUCCAGAACUAUGUGAAUAUUGAGAUUGUAUGGAAUGGUUAUUUAAUGGAAAAGUUAGAGAAACAUCCAUAUAAGAUGUUGUUUGAAUACCUCGUUCGUAUCUUUCUUGUCACUAUUUCAUUCGUUCUGGCAGUAGCAGUUCCAAAUUUGGAGCUGUUUAUAUCUCUGUUUGGUGCACUCUGCCUGUCAGCUAUUGGAAUUGCUUUCCCAGCCAUAAUUUAUUGCCUCUGCGUCUGGAACAACGAAACCACUCGAUUCAAAUUUGUGCUGUUGAUUUUGCGAACUGGUUUUAUAGUCUUGUUUGCUGUGGUGGGAUUUGCUGUGGGAACUUACACCUCACUUUCAAACAUUGUCAUUGAAUUCAGCUGAUGUCAUGAUUGAAAGCCAAACGUUUUAAGAGGACUAGUCACUGACGCUUCUCCUAAAACAACCAGUGUUGAAGAAGUGCUCAGUUACAGACAUAAUAUGUCUCAUUCUCCUAACUGAGUAGUGGAAGUGUGAAUUAUGCAGUUCACAUAUGCAGUUGGCUCUCAAUUCGGGCAACAUACAAAAGCUGGACGUAGAAAGCUGUUGCAGUGAACAUAAACCAUCUGAAAGUCCUUCUGCAAAUGUCUUUUAAAUGUUAUAAAGCUUAAUUCAACAAAAUGUAUAGUAUCAUACAGUACUGAACUUCUUUGAAAUAUCUUAGCACAACUACAUCAUUUGAAGAGCUGAAUUAUAUAUGAUCCACCUUAAAAAUGUACGAUAUGAUAAAUGAACACAAUACUAACUGAGAAGGUCAACGCAAAGUGUCGUUAGUCACCAGAACAUUAAAAUAUUUAUUGUUUUCUUGUUUACGUAUUUUCUGUACGAUUUGUUGCAAGGAAAUAUUUUCAUUCCACCUGAUCCUAUACUGAAGUCUCUGCAUAAAUGAAUAAUGUUAUUUUUACAUAUGAUACAAGAGAUUGUUAUCAAUUACCCUCCAAACUCUCAAGAAGACAAACAAUACAGGUUUUUGUUCCAAUUAAUAGAGUGAGAGCAAUAUGUUAAUUGAACUUUAGACAGUAUGAUAUACCAUUAGUACUUAGGUGUAAAUGCAUAUUAUCUCAAUAUCCGAAAUAUACUUGUAUUAUCAAUUGCUCAUAAAAUAUGCAAAUAGUGAUUGUGUUUAAUUCGACACUGUAAAUCGCCAGAUGUAGAAAGAGAUCUAUAUUAAGUGCAUGUAAAUAGAAAUUUAAAAUCUAUCCUGUCAUUUCAGUGCAACUAACAUUAGUUGUCAAGAAUGUAAUCAUCGGUAUUACGCAAUUCAAGAAACAUUUUCAGACUAAAAAUUAAUGAGAAAUUGCCUUCAGUUAUUAAAGAUGAUUGCCAAUACAGAAAGUCACAAAACUUAAACUGUUAAUAGAAUAUUUCAAAUAAAUUUGAUCAUCUUAUUGUUUCUCUGAUGCAUGUGUUAUAUUUUAAACAAACUAGUGUUAAGUAUUUAUUUGUAUAGUCUCCUUCAAACUGCUGUCUUGACAUAUGAAUAUAAGUAGUUAUUAUGAAACUCAUGUUGUAGAGUUUGUUGAUAGUAUUAAAUCCAGUC
Schistocerca nitens (vagrant locust) is the source of this 2882-nucleotide messenger RNA. RefSeq names its product proton-coupled amino acid transporter-like protein CG1139. Gene Ontology annotation, biological process: amino acid transmembrane transport. The coding region runs from base 182 to 1687 and encodes 501 amino acids. The transcript is spliced from 10 exons. NCBI's taxonomy places the organism in Eukaryota, Metazoa, Arthropoda, Insecta, Orthoptera, Acrididae. Gene Ontology annotation, molecular function: amino acid transmembrane transporter activity. Gene Ontology annotation, cellular component: vacuolar membrane. The record is from RefSeq and is a predicted model, not a curated record.